ACAGACACCAACACAACAUUGAGAACUCAAUUCGCAACCAGCACCAUGCCACUUCAAUACAACAAAGUGCUCGUUAUCGGAGCUACGUCAGGAAUUGGUCUUGCUUAUGCAGAGAAAGUGGUCGAGGAAGGAAAGGCGGUGGUCAUUGUCGGGAGGAGAAAAGAAAACCUCGACGAAUUUGUAAAGAAACAUGGACAAGACAAGGCCGAUGCAUUCGUCUUCGAUAUCUCCAAAAUCACAAAGAUACCCGAGUUUGUGCGCAGCGUCACCGCAAAGCAUCCAGACGUGGACGCUGUGAUAAUCAACUCGGGGAUACAGCGUGGGUUCGACUUCACCAAACCUGAGACGGUGGACCUGUCGUUGUUCGACCUCGAGUUCCAAACCAACUACACGGCGUACAUUCACCUGACGAGAGCUUUCCUGCCGCACUUGCAGAAGCAAGACAAGGAAACUGCCUUGGUCUAUACAUCAUCAGGGCUUGCUCUUGUCCCACUUCUUCGCUGCCCCGGAUACUCGGCCACCAAGGCCGCUCUACACCAUUUCAUUCUCGCGCUGCGAGAGCAGCUGAAGAGAGGGGAUUCCAAAGUCAAGAUUGUGGAGAUUUACCCACCAGCAGUACAGACCGAGUUGCACGACGAGAAGCACCAACCCGAUAUCAAGCACGGGCAUUCAUUUGGGAUGCCUCUGGCCGAGUUCACGGAGGAUUCGUGGGCCAGAUUUGUAAAGGGGGACGAACAAGUGCCUGUUGGGUUCGUAGAGAAGGCAUUUGAGACGUUUGAGAAUAAGCGACAGGAGGUUUUCCACAAAAUGAACAAGCUAUGAGAGAGAUGUCGAUGGAUCAAUGUCUAAGACGGACAGUGGGAUCAGAUGGUAGGAUGGUAGACCUGCUGACUAAAGCAAGACCGGUCCGGCAGCAGCACAGCCCCGUUCGAGAUAGACGACCCUGAAGGAUGCUGGACGGGGAAAGAACAGCGUGUUGACAGCAACAAUCAAUGUAAUAACUCUGCAUGUAACCAAAAAAAUGCCUUGAUGUGCGAGAUU
This is a messenger RNA of Periconia digitata, 1041 nucleotides long. NCBI's taxonomy places the organism in Eukaryota, Fungi, Ascomycota, Dothideomycetes, Pleosporales, Periconiaceae. The record is from the annotation of a GenBank genome assembly.